AAAUGGAAUUAUUAUAUAAAAAGAAUAAUACUAAAAAUAAAUUUCUAAUCUCGAAAGUAAAUAUCUGUCGACGAAGUAAAUACGAAACCAUGGCUGUAAAGGUUACUGACUUCCGGUUAGUGAAUUUUUUCCUCGUUCUUCAUCUUUUGCCGUUUCCGGUGUCGAGAGACAAAAGUUGGGAAUCGAGAUUCGUUGCCGUCGUUAAUUACUUUCCACUAAUUAAUUACCCACACACACACAACACACACACAGCGUUAUAUAUAUAUAUAGAUUAAGAUUGUAUUCGUUGGGCGAUGACGGAAACGGCUGGAAUGCUUUCCAUUGGGACUUACGGGGAGAAUUCGGACGAUGAAAACGAUGAGGAAGCCUUGAGCGACGAAGUUGACUCCCCGAGUCACCCUCAGCAUCACCACAACAACACCAACAACAACAACACCAUCACACCACCCGGCAAAGACAGCACAGAAGCCGUGGUGGCCGUCGACAAUAUUUCAGACGAUGAGAUUAGACCCGACAGCGAAGACAACAACAACAACAGCAACAAUGCCAUGAAUUCCGUGAAGUCUUCUUUGCUCGAUUUCAAAGACAAUCGAUCGGACGACGGAGCGAAAGACUACAAACUAAAGAAAGCCAAAAGAACAAGGCCAGAAAGUUUGGAGGAGGGGUCUAGUUCAACACAUCGACCCCAGUAUUCAACUGCUCGUUUAGUGUCCUAUGGCAAUGAUUUUGAAGAUAAAAGUGAAUCGGAGAAGGAAGAUAGUGAUGUCGACCCUGAUCCUGAGAAGUUCCUUGUCGUGAGUCAAGAUAAAGAUUCUAUAUUGAAACCAGAACAAGCCUCUUCUUUAUCUCGAAGUGUACAAAACAUGGCUGCUGAUGAGAUACAACUCCCACCAGAACCACCUGGUCGAUGUUCUCGAGCUUUACAGGAGAAAAUAGCCCAUCACUAUAACAAAAUGAAGCAAGAAGGUUGUAAUUUAAGUCUAAGCAUUCAGAAACGGAAGGGUUUUCGAAAUCCAAGUAUUUAUGAAAAAUUAAUUGAAUUCUGUCAAAUUAAUGAGAAAGGCACAAAUUACCCACCUGAAAUAUUUGAUCCUUUAGUCUGGGGUUCCGACUCUUUGUAUGAUUCCUUAGAUAAAAUGCAGAAACUGGACAUGGAGAAACGAGAGAAAGAACGCAAAGAAAGAACCAAAAUUGAGUUUGUAACAGGGACGAAGAAAUUGUCGACAGAAGGACCAGUUGAGAAGAAACGCAAGACAAAGUGGGAUGCCCAGCCGCAGGGUGUUGCCGCGGCACCAGCUGCUCUUGUGCGGCAACCAGUGGUCACAUCGGCAAUGUUAAAUGCAGCCAGGGGCGCCCUCACGACAGCAGUGACUGGCACAAAGAGUACGGUAAUUCCAGCCCUUGGUAAUAUCCUCAAGAGCAAAUGAAGACCUUCGCAUUCCAAGAUUGCAAACCUUGGAAUAUUCCUCACUAAACAGACUUCCUUCAGCACCCGUCUCUUUCCCUUCUACUCAUUCCUCUUUCUUUCUUUCAUGUUUGGAUGGAUGCACCGUAUUUUAAUGUGUAUAAGGAACCCCCUAAUUUUGGGGGUUUAAGAUUUGGAAAAAUGGUUUUGUAAGGGGUUAUAAUACUGUCCAUGUAUAAGAAACUCCCAUAUUUUUUUAACCUAAUUUUUGACAAAAAAGGGUUUCUAAUACAUGUUUGAAUUGGGUAAUUUUUUUUCCCCCUGAAAGGAGGGAACUGGGAGUUGGCCUGGUCCUUGCUAAAGGUACUUGAGAACCAGGUAGAAGCAAUGUAGGGGACUGACUCCUUUCCCUGCUAAUCAUUGACACCAGAGUAUAGCUGACACUUUUGUUGAUUUCUUUUUUUUUUUUACCCGCAGAUUUAAAACUAAUUACUACCAAACCAACCAGAGCAGGAUUUGAACCCCAAAAAUUGUGGAAGUCAAUUUGGUAACAACAUCAUAACAUCCUGGCUAACACCACAUGAUGUGGGGAUAUCUAUGUGGUUGCAUCGCCGGCUAGAAAUAGCAGCCAGAUAUCCCUCAAAUUGCUCCCUUACUAUCUCAGUACAGUAAGGACACAUUGAUGCAGUUCAUGACAAAAUAAGACAUGAUGGUCAUGGCUGGAAUAUCUUUGAUCAUUCAUCUGCUACAUUAGGGCUGACCUGUGGAUAAACAGCAAUUACAUCAACUAAUAUUAAUUACUAUAUUAUAUUGUAAAUAAUGUAGUCCUAGAUAUAGUGACUGAAUAGACAGGUUGGUCAUGGCUGGAAUAUGUUUAUGGUGUUUUUUUUUUUAAUAUCAUUUGUUUCAGUCAUUAGGCUGUGGCCAUACUGUAGCGCCGUUUUGAUGAACUUUAGUUGAAUGGAUUGGCUCCAGUCCUUUUUUUUUAUUUUAAAGUUUUGUUCUUAUUCUAUUGGUUCCUUUUGCUGAACUGCUAAGUUACCGUGACAUAGACACACCAACACCAGUUGUUAAGUGGUUGUGGAAGAUAAACACACAAACAUGCAUGCAAGCAAGAAAGCUGAAUUACCCAGUAAUACUUGGAAAACUGGGGGGUUGUUUCCAGUUCCUGUUUAAAUUACAAAUAGAUUUAGAAAUACACGGUGACAUAGAAUAGAUUCACAAAUACUGGCAAGUAAUACAGUUGAAUCAUAAGAUUGAUUGAUUGAAAUGGUCAGGUAAUAUCAAAGUGGAAUUGGUAGGUGGUUGGAAGAAUGAGAGGAUUGAUGAUGUGCAACUAUGAAACGGUUGAUGGUUGAUUAUUAUCAAUUUUGCAGAGCCUCUUGACAUACUACAUUUUUGGUGUUGCCCUCUGGAGCAUAAAAUAAACAAAUGAUUUGGAUUGUCGACGCUUGAGCAUCCUUCAUACAGCUAGCCAUGGGGGUGGGGAACAGGUUCUGCAAGGUUUAGGCCUACCAUGUCCAAGGACUGUCCUUGGGCCUUCUUUAUGGCCAUUGCAAAACUCAGUUGUACAGGAAAUUGUAGUCGCUUGAACUCAAAUGGGGUGUCUGUAGGAAUCAGAGGAAUUUGUGGUAUGAAGACAACCUCACCACUUGCUUUGCCAGUGAGAAUGGUUGACUCUAAGACUCUUGGCAUCAUCUUGUUGAUUGUAAGUCAUGUACCAUUGCGAAGCUUGGGUAAAUUCAGGUUUCUUAAAAGCAUGACUGGUGCACCAACCUCGAGGUGGGAGGCUUGCUGGUGCCAGGCUAUUCAAAAAUUCAGUGGGAUAGUUCACAACUUCAUCGGAGUUUAGCAGAGUCAACUGACUUGUAGCUGCAAUGCUCACCAGGAAGCUGAUCCAGGAGUUUGAUGUUCAGAUCAUCCACUGCACCUCUCGUGAGUUGUGUUGUGUCUCAGAUCUUGCAGUGCCCUGUCAAGAGCCUUGAAGGCACCCUUAGGCUCAUUGUUACCUCAUCCCAGAUGAUCAACUUGCACUCACUCAAGAGUUUACCUUUUAUUGUGCCAUGAUUGAUGUUGCCGGCUGCCUUCUCUCUCUUGGACAGGUCCAAAGGGAAGCUGAAUGACAAAUGGACUGUGCAGCCACCAUUUAGCCAGGUGGCAGCUAUUCCACUUGAGGCCACUGUUAGGGAAAUCUGUUUCAUUUGUUGAAUUUUAGUAAAUAGAAGGUUGAUAACAAAUGCCUCGUCAGUUCCACCCGGAGCAUCCAGGAAAAAUAGACUUCCCCUUUCGCCUUAAUCAAGUUAUAAGCAUCCCUUUGGUUCCCUAUCUGUCACUGCUUGUUAUCAGUAACAUAUGCUGUCAUUUGUUCGGUAUCAUAGUUGAUCUCCUGCAUGUACUCAAUUGCUAUCAGGCCAAAAGUGGCAAUUCCUUGGACUUGUGUGUCCAUGUCAAGUAGUGCCUCAUUGUAAAUUGCAUCAUUGAUGUUGAUAUUUUCGGCUGAGCUCCGUCUCUGAAUCCUGUGCAGGAUGUCCUCAGCCAGGCUUUCUUUGUGGGUCUCUCAACACAGUUGACUUGGCACUCUGCUAAUUGCUGCCUCCCCCAGUGUCUGAUGCCAGUGGCUAUCAUCCUCCAGUCGCCCAUGUUUGGAACAGGCUUCUCUGUAGGUCGUACUGACCUCUUCAUUGUACCUUCGCAGGUUUGUGAAUGAUGUAGGACCUCUGACAGUGUGCAGCAGCAGACACAAAGAUACGCUCCUACUGAUUGAGAUGCACAGUGUACAUCUGCCUGAUGGCCACGGUUCUGAAGACACGAUUCCCUUCCUAGCCCUCAAUUUGUGGUUCUUGCUUGCACCUGUUCCCUCUAUUGUGUGCUCAGGUGUAGUAGACAGGUAACUCAACAUACAGCAGUGUUCUUGUAAACAGGUCAAUCUGGCAUAGCUUGAAGAAAGCUGUCUGCGGGGUUUUGGGCAGUAUCUUCUGUAAAAUACACAUGCUGGCCAUUUUCAAGAUGAACAGCCAGAUUCACCGCUGUUGGAUGCUGCUCGCGAGUGUAGUGAGUGCUUUUUACGUGCCACCGGCACAGGUACCAGGGGAGUCUGGCAGUGGCCACAAUUGGUUGGUGCUUUUAACGUGCCACCAGCACGGAAGCCAGUCAUAUAUAUAUGUAAUACAUACACACACCUUAUAUAAGAAAUAACAAAACAGCAAGCAUGAGACUCACCAAAUCUGCAACUAGAUAAUCAAUGAAGCUUUCUUUCCUUUUCCCUUCGUCACAGUUUGCUGUCUUCUUCUUUGAGUUUCAUCAUUGGUCUCCAAUGCCGAAUCAAAGUAUGACCGUUUCGAAGGUCUUGAUGUGUUGUCCAAUGUCCGUCUGUCUAAAUCUGUUUUGUCCGUUUCUGUGUUUGAGUUUGGACAAGUGCCUUCCUUGAGAAGCUGCCCAACUAUAGCAAACGGCUGGUACACAACAUCGUUCACGUUUUUUGUCACCUACAAUAGGAGAGAUGCUGCAUGACCAUCAAUUUUUUUGCUGCCAUCAAACUUGCUCCAUGAGACCUGUUGUUUGUCGGAAUCCGGUGGCAUAUUUUGUUUGUCAGAAUUUUCAGAUUUGGUAUACUGAAAUAAUUAACCACUUUAAAUCCAAUUUUGUUAUAAGUAUUAAAACUUACUCUUGCCUUCAGAAAACACAUUUUCUGAAAUAUUUUACCUUUCACUUGUUAUCAGAGACUGAUAAAAAACGGACAGGUGUCAGUUUGUUCAGUGUAACAUCUGUCGUUGGACAUAUUGUAAAAGUUUUGACUGAGUUGAUUCACUAAAACAUAUGCGUUGGGAUAGGAAGAAAUGAAAGAACAAAGCAUUAAAAUUCGCUCUUCCCUUCAGAUGGAAACUGGAAGAAGCCCAUGUGUGUGUGUGUCUCUCUGUUCCCUCACUGCUUGACACUCCUGUAACUUAGCAGUUUGGCAAAAGAGACUGGUAAAAAUGUACUGGUGUCAAUUUGUUCAAUUAAAACCCUUAAAGUGAUGCCCCAGUGUGGCCACAGUCCAAUGAUUAAAACAAAUAAUCUGUAAAGCCUUGUGUUAUAUGACUUUAAAUAUGGUCAGAGGUCACCAUGAAGAUUUGGGUAUGGUCAGAGGUCACUAUUAUCUGUUGCCUAAGUGUCUGAGGUCAAAGUUCACUAUAUUUUUCCCAGUUGGUGCGUCUGAGAAAGUGAAGAAUUUUCUGCAUAUAAUCAUAAAAAUAUAUUCAUCUCCAAGUGUUUCCAAUUCCAUCCCACCCCGUCUCUUGUGUUCAUCUUGGAUGCUGAAAGACUGAGUUUGUAAAUAUUGUAAAUAAACUUCUACUUUCUUAAAUUA
Molecule: messenger RNA, 5753 nt
Organism: Octopus sinensis (East Asian common octopus)
Lineage: Eukaryota; Metazoa; Mollusca; Cephalopoda; Octopoda; Octopodidae
Product: SAP30-binding protein
Exons: 11
Coding region: 294-1427 (377 amino acids)
Biological process (GO): regulation of DNA-templated transcription
Cellular component (GO): nucleus
Source: RefSeq, a predicted model, not a curated record